CGUCGCUUGGAACAACAAGUCUAAACUUGUCCGUCGUUCAUAGCGCAUUCGUCCCUUAUAUCUAUAAAGUGUGAUCGUUAAGUUGGACAUCGAAUACUAUUUACUGAGUGAUUAAUAUUACGCAAAUAAUUAUGGAUCCUGAAAAUAGAGAUACUCCAGGUGGCUCAAACUACAGAGUAAUAUCUAGAAAAAGAUUAUACGAUAAAAUGCAGCAACAGAACUUACCGAAUUUAGAAGAAAAAUUAAAUUAUUUGGAAAAUGAACUUUUAACACAUGGUGAUUAUAGUCAAGAGCAAAUAAGAGAGUUGAAGAAUAAAUUUUCUUAUAUAAAAAGUGAAUUUAAAAGAAGAUGGUCAAAAGGUAAGAGGCAAGAAGACAAAUUCUUAAAAGAGAAUGCUGAUUGGCUGCAAGGAACAUUCCAGAUACCUAAAUCUUCCCAUGGACGUGUUGGUCGACCAUUGAAACCAUUUAGUGAGUUAUCUGAGAGAAGUAGAAGGAGAAAAACAGAGCAACUACGAAACACCGUAAGUAAAGAGGCUCUCGUUCAUGCUGCAAAGGCGAGUUUGCAGAGUUCUGGGAAUAGAGACGCAUCACAAGUUCUCACUGAAUUAGUUAAGUCUCCAAAACGAGGUACUAAGUACAAAAAAGCUUAUGCAACACAUUUGCAAGUCAACGCAACACAACUUACACCUCUUCGUUCGUUAUCAAUGUUUGUGGAAGCGGAUCUUUCCAGAAAACAGUACGAAGUAAUACGAGAUUCAAAUAAGAAAUAUUACCCUUGUUAUACCAUAUUGCAAAAGGAAAAACGUAAGUGCUAUCCGCAAAAAGAGUCAUAUCAUAAUCCAACCCCAUCAUCUCCAAGAUACUGUCGUCCGAUUAGGCUCAGGUUUAUAAAAGAGACUACUGAUACUACAAACAAUGAAAUCAAAUACAUUCAAAAUCAAAUUGAUGCAUUAGAGAACAGCGUAUUUACGAGAGAAGGGAUAUCUGCAAGUGUAAAACAUACCAUGGCAUUUACUAUGGUAGAUGGAAAGGUGUGCAACGCUGCCACACAGACAGCGUCUACCAUGAAAUGUUAUAUCUGUGGAGCAACACCAAAGCUUUUUAACGACCUUUCCAUUAAGAGAGAUGUGGAUAGUGACGCUUUAUCAUUUGGUUUGUCCAUUUUGCAUGCGAGAAUCAGAUUAUUCGAAAGUAUAUUACACCUUUCUUACAAAUUACCUGUAAAAAAAUGGCAGUUUAGAUCCGAAGCUGACAAGACUGUUGUUAAAGAAAGAAAAGUUGAAAUACAAAAAGUAUUUAGGGAAGAAACAGGCUUAAUAGUAGAUGUACCUAAAGCUAAUUUUGGUAACACCAAUGACGGCAACACCAGUCGACGAUUUUUUGCCGAGCCACAAAAAGCAAGUAAAAUCACUGGAGUUGAUUUCAAUUUAAUUUAUAGACUAAAAAUAAUUUUGGAAGUGAUUUCAAGUGGCCACAAAGUCGAUUUAAAAAAAUUUGCUGACUAUUGUUUUGAAGCUGCAAAAAUUUAUAUUUCUUUAUAUUCGUGGCAUCCUAUAACCCCAACAAUGCACAAAAUUCUUUUGCAUGGGGCAACAGUUAUGGAGAAAGCGUUAUUGCCAAUCGGGAUGCUAUCCGAAGAGGCCGCUGAAGCCCGCAACAAAUAUUUUAGGAUGUACCGAAAUAGCUUUGCACGAAAAUUUUCAAGAGUAGAGUGCAAUCUUGACAUCUUGAAUAGACUUUUGUUAAGUUCCGACCCAUUAAUAACCAGCCUAAGACCGACAAUACCAAAAUCAUCAAAACGUUUUUCGAAAGAAGCUAUUGAAAUGUUGAUUCCAGCCGAUAUAAACACAAAUAUGGAUAAUUCAGACUCAGAAGAGCUUACAGACAAAGAAGACAAUGAAUCAGAACCAUGCCCCUAA
Molecule: messenger RNA, 1922 nt
Organism: Acanthoscelides obtectus
Lineage: Eukaryota; Metazoa; Arthropoda; Insecta; Coleoptera; Chrysomelidae
Source: the annotation of a GenBank genome assembly